Molecule: messenger RNA, 1666 nt
Organism: Amaranthus tricolor (Joseph's coat)
Lineage: Eukaryota; Viridiplantae; Streptophyta; Magnoliopsida; Caryophyllales; Amaranthaceae
Product: F-box protein At4g00755
Exons: 6
Coding region: 302-1444 (380 amino acids)
Molecular function (GO): protein binding
Source: RefSeq, a predicted model, not a curated record
CCGAUGGACACAAAUGUGAGUAUUAAUAAUUCAUCGUUAAGAAAUGAUGAUAAAUAAAUGUUGUAUCAUUAUUAUUGUAGCCUUCAUAAGCGAAAGUUAAAAAUUGUGUACCUUCAAAAAUCAAAACCAAACAUUUUCUUGGUUUAUCUACAACUGCAAGAACAAAGGCGAUCAUCAUCGACAAACAAACAACACUUCUGCGAAUUUCUCUCUCCUAGGGCUACCUCUUUCCUGUCGGUGACAAAAAGGUUUGUAGGUUCUGUAGCAACUCGGAGUUGUGCUCCGGGUGUUCAAUUUUACAAUGAUGGAAUUCCAUGGGGAUUUUCUAGAGUUCCUUGAUCGUGAUGUUUCAACUUUGAUUCUUAUGGGCUUGGAUGAUCUUGCUGACAUCGUUCGUGCUAGUUCUGUGUCGAGAUUGUGGCGUGAUUUUGUGAUAACAAAUGGUAUUUGCAAACAUCUGUGUCUAAAACUAUUUCCUCAGCUUUCUGGCAUUAGUCGUGUGGUGGAAACAAGCAACAAAAACGGGAAGUGUGCAGAUGUUGGUUGCAGCCGGUCCAUUGAAUGGGAGCAUUUGAAAAUGGAACACAGAGCAUUUGUCUGUUUAGCUCGAGGUCUUGUAUCAUCAGAGGUGGGUGAAUGUAUCUCAGAUGCCAUUUGUGCUUCCAGCACAGAUAAUUAUCCGGAAGAAAGUGUUCAUCACACACUGGAACCCAGGGAUAGGAUUGGACGUAGAGCUUCAUACUGGUCAAGCUCUGGACAAAGUAACCCCGAAGUGACUGAAAAGUUAAUUUACAAGUUGAUUUCUAACUUUUGCAUCAUCACUGAAAUAAAUGUUCAGCCUUUCAAAGCUUUUUUCCAGGCAGAUUCUCCUAUUUAUUCUGCGAAAUAUGUGCGCUUUCACUUGGGGCACAGAGCAUAUGCUGAUGACAGUGAGGAAGAUGAUACCGUUCUUGAAGAUCCGCAAUGUGCUGCAAAAAACUUUGUGUGGACCUACACAUCACAGUUAUUUCCAAUGGUGCAGGAGAGUCACCUACAAAGUUUCAAGCUUCCAGAACCUGUCAUAUGCUUUGGUGGAUUCCUGCAGAUAGAGCUUGUUGGUAGAGUUCAAAGACAAGAAAUGGAUGGACUUUUUUACAUAUGUGUGGCACAUGUUAAAGUGCUUGGGCGUUCCUUGUCUCCUGUCUUUGGGAUUGAUCCUCUUGAUCAAAAUGGAACGUUUAUGCUUUUGUACAACCCUGAUGCAAAGUUUCCUUCCCCAUCUACUACUAACGAAUCCGAUAAGAUCAGUGCAACACCUGAGAUGGAACAAAGACAAUCUAGAGGCGGGUGGGAGCAGAUUCUAAACAUGCUACGCGGAACUUUAGGGGUUGAGGUAUAUGAUUCCGAUGAUGAGGUUCAUGAUUUGGAUGUGGAUGAUGAGAUGGGUGAGGAGUAUGCUCUUUAGAACUUUGUUUUAAAUUUUAUGUCAUGCUUCAUAAUGUUGUAUGUACACUAAUCAUUUUAGCCCGUGGCUCGAAUGGGGUUGUAGCUCAUUUUAAGUUGCGUGAUUGAAGUAUAUGAUUGUGAAAUAACGCUUCUAACUAGUCAUAAAAGUUACAGUGGUUAGUAAUAAUAUUAAUAACCAAGGGUUGAAAUUGAAGUAUCAAUCCUUACUUUUCACUUUUCA